Messenger RNA from Chlorella variabilis, 477 nucleotides. RefSeq lists its product as hypothetical. Bases 1 to 477 code for a protein of 158 amino acids. The transcript has 3 exons. Lineage: Eukaryota; Viridiplantae; Chlorophyta; Trebouxiophyceae; Chlorellales; Chlorellaceae. The record is from RefSeq and is a predicted model, not a curated record.
AUGCGUUUUUUGGACAGCGGCAGGGCCAUCUGCGCGCUGCAGAACGCCAUGAUCAUCGCCCUCAUCUUCCGCAUGGGCACCGUGCCCCGGGCAGUCCAGCUGGCGGUGUCUGCCAGCCUGGCGGGCGCGGCGUGGUGGCUGUUUGGCGGCGCCUGCCCGCCCGCCCUGCUGACCACGCUGCAGGCGGGGUCGGUGGCGGUGCUGGCCCUGGGCGGCCGCUUGCCCCAGAUCCUGCUCAACGUGCGGCGGGGCGACAGCGGCGAGCUGAGCCUCAUCUCCUGCGGCCUCUCGCUGGCUGGCAACCUGGCCCGCAUCUUCACAACCGCCAUCCUGGUGCGGGACCCAAUCAUCCUGGGCAGCGCCACCACGCAGGCCAUGCUGAAUGGUGUGCUGACUUGGCAGUGCAUAGACACAGCGCGGCGGCUGGGGGGCAGCUCGCAGGCAGGUGGGGGCACCCCCGCUGCGCAGCCAGCGUGA